This is a messenger RNA of Lactuca saligna, 960 nucleotides long. The record is from the annotation of a GenBank genome assembly. Lineage: Eukaryota; Viridiplantae; Streptophyta; Magnoliopsida; Asterales; Asteraceae.
AUGUUACUUGUGAUAACCAUCUACACCUUUUCAUUCCAGGGAUUGGAUUUUGUGAUAUCAGAAGCGAAAAAGUACGGGAUUCACUUGAUUCUCAGCUUGGUUAAUAACUGGGAUGAUUUUGGAGGUAAAAAACAAUAUGUUCAGUGGGCAAGGGAUCAUGGAGGACAAUACUUGAAUAGUGAUGAUGAGUUCUUUACUAACGUUCUAGUUAAAGGAUAUUAUAAGAAUCAUUUGAAGACCAUUCUUACGAGACGCAACUCAAUCACCGGGGUUGACUACAAGGAUGAUUCCACCAUCUUUGCAUGGGAGCUAAUGAACGAACCCCGCUGCCAGUCUGAUCUAUCAGGGAAAUUUCUACAGGAAUGGAUAGUAGAAAUGGCAGCUGAAAUAAAGUCCAUUGAUAAGAACCAUCUUCUCGAAAUCGGACUUGAAGGGUUUUAUGGGGAAUCAAUGCCUGAAAAGAAGCAAAACAAUCCGGGCUAUGAAGUAGGGACCGACUUCAUUACAAACAACGGCGUGAGCAAUGUGGAUUUUGCUACAAUCCAUCUGUAUCCCGACCAAUGGGUUCCGGGAGCUAGCGAUGAAGCUCGAGCUAAAUUUGUUGAAAAAUGGAUUAAUGCACAUAUUGAGGAUUGUGAUUCCAUCUUGAGAAAACCUUUACUGAUUGCAGAAUUUGGCAAGUCCUCUUGGUCUUCAGGUUACACCGUAGAAGCAAGGGAUGAGUACUUUGGUGGGAUAUUCAACACGGCCUAUGAAAGUGCAAGAAACCGGGGGUCGUGUUCGGGUACAACUUUUUGGCAAGUCAUGGCAGAAGGAAUGGAUAACUGGGGUGACGGAUACCAAGUUGUCUUGGACCAAAACCCCUCCACUGCUGCAAUAAUUGCCAAACAGUCUCAAAGAAUUUCAUCACUCAACUCUUCAACCAACCUAGAGUUCUCUCCCGUUGCUGUUGAAAAAUAA